AUGGAGACGCGUCCCCGUCGGCGUCGAAGGCCGGCGCUGUCGUGCCAGAUCUGUCGGCGCCGCAAGAUCAAAUGUGAUCAUAACGAGCCUUGUUCAAAUUGUCUGCGGCACAAGGCCCAAUGUGUGUAUACCUUGUACGGCAACGGCGACGGCAAUGAGCCCCGAGCUGUCAUCACCUCCGAGCGGCCAAAGCGGGCGUUUCUGGAGGCUAGGCAGUUUAAUUCCGUCCCAGGCAGCUCGAGGGAGCAGACAACACCAGCUGGGGCUGCAAGUGGAGCAAACCCGUCACCAGCAGAGGCAUCGGCUCAACAACCCACUCCAGCCGGCACUGGCAGCGCCCAUAGCCCGAACAGGUCGGCCAUAGAGCAAAAUCAGAUUGACGGUAGUCAUGUUAAUCCACGGGACUCCCGGACCACAGCGGAAACACCGGUGGUUCACGUUCACAACUCCCGUGACACCCAACUACCCGUCGGCCGUAUUGAUAACCAGGCGGUUGCAUUUUCGUUGGAAAAUGUCCAGGCUGUAGGCAGCAAAGAAAAUCAUGGUGUAGCGGAACUACUGGAGCGUAUACGGAAGCUCGAAGAGUCCUCGGAAAUCCGCGCCGAGGCCAGAUCGUCGGACUGGCUACUACAGCUCGCGCUCAAUAAAUCGAGAGACUUGGGCAAGAGUCCGUGGAUGGGGAUGCCUCAGGAGUUUUCCACCAUGAUCGACUGCUAUACUGAGAUGAUUGGCAAAGACUCCGGAAAUGCUUCAUACAAAACCCCCGAGACUGCAUCACUUGUGGCGCAGUCUGGCGACUUUAUCCAGAAAUGCAAGGACACAGCAAAGAAUAUCAAACUCGGUCGACCCAGCAGGACCCAAACUUCAUCUCCGGAAAUCAAACUCCCGCCCCGCGACCUUUCUGACGCGAUGAUUAAUCUCUACUUCUCAUCAUUCGAGUCAAGCCACCGCAUAUUACAUAUACCUACAUUUCGAGCCGAAUACCAGCGGUAUUGGGAGCGACCUGCUAGUGCCCCAACCGAGCUGCGCCUUAAAAUUCUCCUUGUCAUCGGGUUGGGUUCGAGUUUGCAUGAACACCAAAACACGGACGCUGCGCUUAAUAACGCCGACAUGGUUCAUCAAUGGAUAUAUGCUGCCCAGAACUGGCUAUCCGGACCACUGGAAAAGGACCGUCUGAGCAUCAGUGGGCUGCAAAUAUACUGCUUAACAAUCUUAGCACGGCAGAUAUUCUCAGUCGGCGGGGAUCUUACAUGGAUAUCAACAGGCUCACUUGUCCAAAUAGCUAUGCAAAUGGGACUUCACCGUGACCCCAAGACUCUUCCAGCCAUCACACCACUGCAGGCUGAGCUUCGCAGAAGGCUUUGGGUUACUAUCCUCGAACUUGUCGUGCAAUCAUCAUUGGACUCGUGGAUGCCCCCCAGGAUGCACCUCGAUGAGUUCGACACAGAGCCUCCCUCGAACCUGAACGACGAGGACCUGAACGAGACAGCGACCACUGUACAGCCACACCCAAAGAGCACCUUCACUGCGACCUCGAUCCAGCUCAUGUUGCUCGAAUCGCUCCCCGCCCGACUCCGAAUCGUCCAGCUCCUGAAUAGCCUCCACUCCGAUCCCACCUACCCGCGCAUCCUCGAGCUGAGCCUCGCCCUAACCGAAGCCCUCCAGACAUGCGCCAGCAAGACCAAGCACAACAGCAGCGAGCACUGCACGCCCUUCCGCCGCAACUUCCUCGACUACCUCGUCCGCCGCUUCAUGCUGCCCCUGCACAUGUCCUUCAGCAGCCAGUCGCGCGCGGAGCCCUCAUACCGCCACUCGCGCCAGGCGAGCCUCGACGCCGCCCUGGCCAUCAUAUCGCCCGAGCCGGACGCGGGCUUCAGGAGGCUCAUGGCCGUGGGCGGCGGCAUGUUCCGCGAGGGCCAGCGGUGCGCCCUCACGGCCGUCGGGCUCGAGCUCAUCGCGCACGCCGAGGCCCAGCGCCUUGACGGCACGCUCGGCCGGGUCGGCGCGUAUCGCGAUAUGCUCAAGGGGGCUGUGCGCGACUUGUUGUUACUAUCGGAGGAUCGUAUCCGCCUGGGCGAGACGAAUGUCAAGAGCCACAUGUUCCUGAGAAUGAUCCUUGCGCAGGUCGAGGCUGUGGAAGCGGGCGUGCCCGUUGAGUUGGAGGUCGCCCGGGGCACGAGAGAUAGUCUGGAGUUUUGUUAUGGAAUAUUGAGCCUGAGGGCGACGAGCAUCCCGGAGUCGUCGGCAGCGCCUGCUGAUGCCGGUGUUGUAGCUUCUGGGAUUGAUGAGUUUCAAGGAUAUGAAAAUUAUAACAUGUAUGGGAUGGGAGUAGAUUUGGAUUGGGAGUCGAUCAUGUCGGACGUGGGCUUUUCUUGA
This is a messenger RNA of Diaporthe citri, 2376 nucleotides long. RefSeq lists its product as uncharacterized. Gene Ontology annotation, biological process: regulation of transcription by RNA polymerase II; DNA-templated transcription. Lineage: Eukaryota; Fungi; Ascomycota; Sordariomycetes; Diaporthales; Diaporthaceae. Gene Ontology annotation, cellular component: nucleus. The record is from RefSeq and is a predicted model, not a curated record. The transcript has a single exon. Bases 1 to 2376 code for a protein of 791 amino acids. Gene Ontology annotation, molecular function: RNA polymerase II cis-regulatory region sequence-specific DNA binding; DNA-binding transcription activator activity, RNA polymerase II-specific; zinc ion binding.